Messenger RNA from Suhomyces tanzawaensis NRRL Y-17324, 1573 nucleotides. RefSeq lists its product as uncharacterized. The record is from RefSeq and is a predicted model, not a curated record. Lineage: Eukaryota; Fungi; Ascomycota; Pichiomycetes; Serinales; Debaryomycetaceae. Gene Ontology annotation, biological process: microtubule-based movement. The coding region runs from base 216 to 1454 and encodes 412 amino acids. The transcript has a single exon.
CUCAAAAGCAUAAAUGGGUUAGAUUAUGGCCCAAAAUAUACAAAUAACAUUGACACAUCUUUCAAUUCAAGCCUAUCCAAGGCCUGGGCACCGCAAUGACCCUAAAGAGGUGUUUCAUCUGUACUAAGGGUAGAGUUGUGUUGUUGAUGCAAAAUGAUUCCCGCGCACGACCCACUAUGGAUUAGAAUGAAUCGGCACGAGCCAGUAUACACGCAAUGUCCCUAUCCAAUGAAUAUACCCCUAUAAUAGCGGAAAUAGGCACACGUAAUAUCAGGAUAGGGUUUGCUGGAGACCCUUUGCCAUCAGCAACCCAGUGCACAAGUGCCAAAUAUCCCUAUCAGUUCCAUGAUGAGUAUCCCCAGUUUCUUGAUGUCGACGACUCUGCGAUGAACAAACACCAAAGAGCCAAUGUUAUAGAGCAGAUGGUGGCUGAGCAGCCUGAAAUCAAGCAAUUGAUCCAGAUUUAUGGGAGUGAACGUCAUAAAUGGAUCCAUUUGAACAGAUCACCAAGCGGAAGAACAAAUGCAACAGAAGAGGACUGGCACCUUCAGGAUUUGCUAGCAGAUAUGCUACGGGACGACUUGGUGCUCGCGCCACGAAGAUGCAAGGUCAUCUUGGUCGAUAGAGGCUUCUCGAUUGCCACGAAAUUCAGGCUCUGUGAACAGUUGUUGAACAGGUUCAAGUUCAAGUCUGUGAUAACGUGCCCGUCUGCGGUGCUUUCAGUGAUGGGCGCCAAUGAGCGGAACGGGCUAGUACUUGAUUUUGGCUGGGAGUCGCUUGGGGUUAGCCUGGUUGUGGAUUUGCGAGAUGUUUCCCAAAGAAUCGAGGAGAUUUUCACCUUGGGAGGGCUUACUUUGCACUAUAUGGUGGUAAGGGAAUUGAUCCGGUUGGACAAUCCACACGUAAACGAGCACUUGUUGGCACGGAAGGACUUGUUUGAGAUUGUGGAGGAUUUCAUCAUGAAUGGAAUGUUUGUGUUGCCAUACGGAGAGCGUAUAGACGAUCAUACGCUCGCAGAUUUCAAAAUAACAGAUGAUGUUUUCGUUCCAGGAUUACUUCGGUACAAAGUGGUUGAAGAUCUCUACUUCAAGAACGAAAGUUUGAGACAAUCAAUUACUGGCGUUCUCGAGAGCACCAACAUAGACACUAGGCCCUUAUUGCUAGACAAUGUGAUCAUAGCAGGCGGAGUAUCAGGUAUACCCGGAUUUAAAUAUAGGAUGGUCCAAGAAAUCAAAGCUUGGACUGGAGCCAAAGGCGUGGUAGGAAAACCCACCCUUGGAGCAUGGGCAGGGUGUUCGAUGUACGUAUCGUCUGUGCUUGUGAACGAAGACAAGUCGGUAUGGAAAGAGCAAGAAGUCACGAGGGAUAUCAUUAAUUCGUUGACUACGGAAAACGGGGUCAAGUUGGCUGGAUUGCCAGACUCAGUGAAUGCGAUUCAUAAGAUCGGUAGGUAAUUAUAGAUUGUUGGUCCAGGUUACCUGGGCCAGGACUAGAUAAUAAUAUAGAUGGCAGCUUCCUGUAAGAAUAGGGACUGAAAAUCUGUUCUAUCUGAGUACUUCACUCGUAGCUAUAC